GCCUCUUCCCUCGCAAAACCGCCCUGUGGUCAGGUGGCCGAGGCGCCCCCAGCUCGCCUAGGAAGGGGUUCGGAUCCCACCCCCCACCCCCGCCUCUCUUUACAGCCGCUGCAGAGCCGAGGACCAGCUUGGUGGGAGGCUCUUUCAGGCUCACAAAGGGAAGGAUUAAUCUUGGCGAUUGGGCUGAGGUUUGCAGGCACAACCCGGUCUCCAAGAGAAGGAGAAGUGCCUGGCGUGGACUAUAACUUUCUGACCGUGAAGGAGUUCUUGGACCUUGAGCAGAGUGGGACUCUCCUGGAGGUUGGCACCUAUGAAGGAAACUAUUAUGGGACACCCAAACCUCCUAGCCAGCCAGUCAGUGGGAAAGUGAUCACGACGGAUGCCUUGCAAAGCCUUCAGUCUGGCUCCAAGCAGUCGACCCCCAAGCGAACCAAGUCCUACAAUGAUAUGCAAAAUGCUGGCAUAGUCCAUGCGGAGAACGAGGAAGAGGAUGAUGUUCCUGAAAUGAACAGUAGCUUUACAGCCGAUUCUGGUGACCGAGACGAGCACCCUCUCCAGGAAACAUCACUACCAUCCGCAAAUAGUAGCAUCGCUGCUGCUCCCAUCACGGACCCUUCUCAGAAGUUCCCUCAAUACCUACCUCUUUCUGCAGAGGAUAAUUUAGGUCCUCUACCUGAAAACUGGGAGAUGGCCUAUACCGAAAAUGGAGAAGUCUAUUUUAUAGACCAUAACACAAAAACAACAUCUUGGUUAGACCCUCGGUGCCUGAACAAGCAGCAAAAGCCUCUGGAAGAGUGUGAAGAUGAUGAAGGUGUACACACCGAGGAGCUGGACAGUGAACUAGAACUGCCCGCUGGGUGGGAAAAGAUUGAAGACCCUGUCUAUGGUAUCUACUAUGUAGACCACAUCAACAGGAAGACACAAUAUGAGAACCCAGUUCUAGAAGCCAAAAGGAAGAAGCAGCUUCAGCAGCAGCAGCAGCCACAGCCGCAGCCAGAAGAAUGGACAGAAGAUCAUUCAUCCCUUGUGCCUCCUGUUACUUCAAACCACCCCCCAAGCAAUCCGGAGCCGGCCAGAGAAGCUCCUAUUCAGGGCAAACCCUUUUUUACACGAAACCCUUCUGAGUUGAAAGGCAAGUUCAUUCACACGAAGCUGCGGAAAAGCAGUCGGGGCUUUGGCUUCACAGUCGUUGGAGGGGAUGAGCCUGAUGAGUUUCUCCAGAUCAAGAGCUUGGUCCUGGAUGGUCCUGCCGCGUUGGACGGCAAGAUGGAAACAGGGGAUGUAAUUGUCAGUGUGAAUGACACCUGUGUUUUGGGACACACACAUGCUCAAGUUGUGAAAAUCUUCCAGUCCAUUCCCAUCGGUGCCAGUGUGGACCUUGAACUCUGCCGAGGUUAUCCAUUGCCUUUUGACCCAGAUGACCCCAAUACAAGUUUAGUGACCUCGGUGGCCAUUUUGGAUAAAGAACCAAUUAUUGUGAAUGGGCAGGAGACCUAUGAUUCGCCAUCUAGCCACAGUAGUAAAACAGGCAAAGUCAAUGGCAUGAAGGAUGCCCGGCCAAGCAGCCCUGCUGACGUGGCUUCAAACGGUUCCCAUGGUUAUCCCAAUGACACUGUCUCUUUGGCUUCCUCCAUAGCCACUCAGCCAGAACUCAUAACUGUUCAUAUAGUCAAAGGGCCAAUGGGCUUUGGUUUUACUAUCGCAGACAGUCCUGGUGGCGGCGGCCAAAGAGUAAAACAGAUUGUUGACAGUCCACGGUGCCGAGGGCUGAAGGAAGGGGAUCUUAUAGUGGAAGUUAAUAAGAAGAACGUGCAGGCUCUGACUCACAACCAAGUGGUGGAUAUGCUGAUCGAAUGUCCAAAGGGAAGUGAGGUCACAUUGUUGGUGCAACGAGGAGGGCUGCCAGUUCCCAAGAAGAGCCCAAAGUCGCAACCACUGGAAAGGAAAGACAGCCAGAAUAGUUCUCAGCACAGUGUCUCCAGCCACCGAAGCCUGCACACAGCAUCCCCAAGCCACAGCACUCAGGUGCUCCCUGAGUUUCCACCUGCAGAGGCCCCAGCUCCAGAUCAGACCGACAGCUCUGGGCAGAAGAAACCAGAUCCUUUUAAAAUCUGGGCCCAGUCCAGGAGCAUGUAUGAAAACCGACCUACGUCACCUUCGCCUGCAUCGGGAUUGAGCAAGGGUGAGAGAGAGAGAGAAAUCAGUUCCGCGAAUUUUGGAGAAUGUCAGAUUCCCGAUUACCAGGAACAGGACAUCUUCCUCUGGAGGAAAGAGACUGGAUUUGGAUUUAGGAUUCUGGGUGGAAAUGAACCAGGGGAACCUAUUUAUAUUGGUCACAUCGUACCACUGGGUGCUGCUGAUACGGACGGCCGCCUGAGGUCUGGAGAUGAAUUAAUUUGUGUGGAUGGGACACCGGUAAUUGGAAAAUCACACCAACUUGUGGUCCAGCUUAUGCAACAAGCCGCCAAGCAAGGCCAUGUCAAUCUUACAGUGCGUCGUAAAGUGGUAUUUGCGGUCCCGAAAACAGAGAACGAGGUGCCGUCCCCGGCGUCCUCCCAUCACAGCAGCACGCAGCCGGCCUCGCUGACCGAGGACAAGCGCACGCCGCAGGGCAGCCAGAACUCGCUGAACACGGUGAGCUCGGGCAGCGGCAGCACCAGCGGCAUUGGCAGCGGCGGCGGCGGCGGCAGCGGCGUGGUCAGCGCCGUGGUGCAGCCCUACGACGUGGAGAUCCGGCGUGGGGAGAGUGAAGGCUUCGGCUUCGUCAUCGUGUCCUCGGUGAGCAGGCCCGAAGCAGGCACGACCUUUGGCAAUGCAUGUGUGGCUAUGCCUCACAAAAUAGGUCGGAUUAUUGAGGGGAGCCCUGCUGACCGCUGUGGCAAGCUGAAAGUAGGAGACCGGAUCUUGGCAGUCAAUGGAUGUUCCAUCACCAACAAAUCCCAUUCAGACAUUGUCAACCUAAUCAAGGAAGCGGGAAACACAGUUACCCUCCGCAUCAUUCCUGGGGAUGAGUCCUCGAAUGCCACCUUGCUGACCAACGCAGAGAAGAUUGCCACCAUCACCACCACACACACCCCUUCUCAGCAAGGGGCCCAGGAGACAAGGAAUACCACCAAACCAAAGCAGGAAUCUCAGUUUGAGUUCAAAGCACCCCAGGCCACACAGGAGCAAGACUUUUACACUGUGGAACUGGAAAGAGGAGCCAAGGGAUUUGGCUUUAGUCUUCGAGGAGGCCGAGAGUAUAACAUGGACCUCUAUGUUCUACGCUUAGCAGAGGAUGGUCCUGCAGAAAGGUGUGGAAAGAUGAGGAUUGGUGAUGAAAUUUUAGAGAUCAAUGGCGAGACCACCAAAAACAUGAAGCAUUCUCGGGCUAUAGAACUGAUUAAGAAUGGUGGCCGCAGAGUGCGUCUGUUUCUGAAGCGGGGAGACGGCUCAGUACCAGAAUAUGGUGGGUCAAACUAUGAAAACAUUCCUUCCUUCCCUGGCAUGACUCCAUGAAUUUGUCUCCAGAACGGCAGCAGGAAAGUCUUUUUUGUUCCCCCCGUUCACCAGUGUCUUACCAGCCUCUCGUACCAUGUGAUUAUUUGCCUCGCUUGUCCUGAAAUCUCUACACAUUUCAUCCUUUUGCUUGCUUAUGUGGACUGGGGCAUGGCUAAGACAAGAUCUUUGUAGCCCCCUUUCUGAUAAUCAGAGAGAACAUUUUGUCUAGUCCGACCAAGAGCGAAGGAAUGUUUGUUUGAACUGUGCCAAACUGUUUCUCAGAUCCAAUUGUUAGCACAAAAUGACUAUAUACUCCUUUUAAGAAGCAGGAAAGCAGGUUUCCUGAGUGAUAUGUUGAGGCACAAUUUUUUUUUUUUUUUGGUUACUUGAUGUUUUUAUUUAAGAGGCGUGAAAUUUUGAGAUGAUUUGGGGGCUUUGUUCACCUCCUUUAUGCUCUGUAUACAACAGUUCUCCAUCCCCCCACUGGUCUGUUACCCCAAAUCAGAACGCCUGAGCCCACUACUAUAAAACAAAAACUGUUGAUAUAGUAGCCAUAUGUUUUUAAAUGAU
Molecule: messenger RNA, 4050 nt
Organism: Galeopterus variegatus (Sunda flying lemur)
Lineage: Eukaryota; Metazoa; Chordata; Mammalia; Dermoptera; Cynocephalidae
Gene: MAGI1
Product: membrane associated guanylate kinase, WW and PDZ domain containing 1
Exons: 22
Coding region: 448-3498 (1016 amino acids)
Biological process (GO): signal transduction
Cellular component (GO): cytoplasm
Molecular function (GO): protein binding
Source: RefSeq, a predicted model, not a curated record